Messenger RNA from Dermatophagoides pteronyssinus (European house dust mite), 958 nucleotides. RefSeq names its product glutathione S-transferase kappa 1-like. The record is from RefSeq and is a predicted model, not a curated record. Gene Ontology annotation, biological process: glutathione metabolic process. Gene Ontology annotation, molecular function: glutathione transferase activity; glutathione peroxidase activity. Gene Ontology annotation, cellular component: peroxisome; mitochondrion. NCBI's taxonomy places the organism in Eukaryota, Metazoa, Arthropoda, Arachnida, Sarcoptiformes, Pyroglyphidae.
AAUAGCAUCCAGGUUUUUCGUUCGAUUUCACUUGUCUGCUAUUUUCAAGUGUUUUUCAUUUUGAUUCCUUUUAAGAUUAAAAAAGAUUUGAAAAAAAACAAAAACAAUGUUAAGAAUGUCAAAGAUAAUAAAUUCUUCUUGUCGAAUGUUUUCGACAUCAAUACCAAGAUCAACAAUGGUCGAAAUGUUUUAUGAUUUAGCAUCACCAUAUACUUGUUUACAGGUUCAUUUAUUGGAUCGACAAUUAGGACAUUGGAAAUCAAUGGAAUUAAAAAUGACACCCGUUUCAAUUGCACAUAUAAUGAAAUCAACAUCAAAUUCACCACCAAUCAAAGUACAAGCUAAAGGUCGUUAUAUGUUUCGUGAUCUUCAAACACUUACCGAAUAUCAUCAGAUACCAUUUGCAUUACCAGAAAUAUUUUUCGAAACAGUAUUUGAAAAAUAUACUGUAAAAACACCAAGAUUUAUGGUAGCCGUACAGGAAAAUUCACCCGAAUUACAUGAUAAAUUAAUUCGUAUUGCAUAUGGAAAUUUUUUCACUUCAGAAAAUGCUGUUGAUAUAUCCGAUAUAGAAGAGAUGAAAAAAUUAGCAUCAAAAGCAGGAUGUUCAAAUGAAUUAAUUCAAAAAAUUGAACAAGAUAUGAAUAAUGAUAAAAUCAAAACAGCUUUAAAACAAAAUACCGAUCGUGCUGUUGAAUUAGGUUGUUUUGGUCUACCAAUGACAUUGGUUCAUCGUCCAAAUAUACCAUUGGAACAAUCAUGGGUUUUCGGUUCGGAUCGUAUGCAUAUUAUUGGCUAUUAUUUGGGUGAAAAAGAACCACCAAUUCUUCGAUGAAAAAAAUCAAUUUUUCAAAAAAAAUUUUUAAAAAAAAUUUUUCUUAUAAAAUUCCGAAGCGUACGUUGUUUAUGAAGAGCAUUGUUUUUUAUGAUAAUAAAAAAAAAAAAUACGAAAACAUUC